Messenger RNA from Electrophorus electricus (electric eel), 3905 nucleotides. RefSeq names its product G protein-coupled receptor 155a (gene gpr155a). NCBI's taxonomy places the organism in Eukaryota, Metazoa, Chordata, Actinopteri, Gymnotiformes, Gymnotidae. The record is from RefSeq and is a predicted model, not a curated record. Gene Ontology annotation, cellular component: membrane. Gene Ontology annotation, biological process: transmembrane transport; negative regulation of BMP signaling pathway; intracellular signal transduction.
UGGAAAACUUGAACAAUAAUGUUAAACAUAACUGCCUUGUGUACAUUAUAGUGUCCAGGCUGAGGUUAAGUAUUUUAAGAUUAAUAUUAAGAUCAUAUACACUUGUUGCCUUGCAUAAUUUUAAGAUUUGGCAGCGAUAAACUUACUAGAAUAAAUUAUAGCCUAAUAGACAUCUAGAAAAUUAUAUUAUACAUCAAGGCUUUUAUUCAAGAGCCGUGCUUAAAAAAUGACCAUCCGCGAAUGUACUUAUGCCCGCCUACCGCUGUCUGUGAUUGGUAGAAUGAAGUGUCAGUAGAAGGAUUUGGGUACGCUGAGAAGAGGUCUUAUGAGAAGACAGCGGCGUCUUCGGGGCUUGUAGGGCUGAAGGAAUAGUCGCACGGAAGUACAGCACAGGUGUUCAGCUGCCGUAUGAGUUUCGCAGUGUCACUGUCGUCACCUCUCGAUCACUCUGUCAAAUAGGAGAAAGAGAUUUAAAACAGAAAAAGGAAUGCUUUGCUUUCGUUUGGCUGACAUGUGGGGCUACUGUGGUGUUUCGUGUCGGCGCUACUAAACCCGGCUGGUGGAGGCUCAAGACUCUCCACAGGAUGGAUGGUUCUUUCUCGGCCAUGGACGUCCUCAUGUCCAACUUCACGCGCAGGGAAGAGCUCACAUUUCUCGCCCCUCCCGCUAUGUCCAUUGAUGAGCUUUUCCCUGCGCUCCUUGAGUGUUUUGGAAUCAUCCUGUGCGGAUACGCGGCUGGCCGUGCCAACAUCAUCACAUCCACACAAGCAAAAGGCCUGGGAAACUUUGUGUCAAAGUUCGCCCUGCCGGCUCUGCUGUUUAAGAAUAUGGUGCAGUUAGAUUUCGGGAAUGUCAUUUGGCCAUUUCUUUGGAGCAUCCUGGUGGCCAAACUGGGGGUUUUCUUUCUUGUAUGUGUACUGACAUUGUUGGUGGCUAGUAAGGAAAGCCGAUUCUCCAAAGCUGGACUUUACUCCAUAUUUGCAACUCAAAGUAACGACUUUGCACUGGGAUAUCCUAUAGCUGAAGCACUAUACAGAAACACUCACCCAGAGUACCUGCAGUACAUAUACUUGGUGGCUCCGGUCUCCCUGAUCAUGCUGAAUCCGAUUGGCUUCGUGUUCUGUGAGGUCCAGAAGUGGAGGGCCGAUCCAGGGCCGCAGCAGAGGAAGCUGCACGUGGUCCGGGUGGUGCUCCUGCAGGUGCUGCGGAACCCCAUCGUCUUCAUGGUGUUUAUCGGGAUUGCGGCACAUUUCCUGCUGGGCCAGAAGAUCCCGCCCUUCAUGGAGGGGUUCGUGGACGGCUUGGCCAACUCGUUCGGAGGGGCGGCACUCUUCUACCUGGGUGUGACCAUGGUGGGGCAGCUGAGGAAGCUGACCAGAUCCACCCUGGUGGCCCUGAUACUGCUCAUCACCGCCAAACUACUGGUGAUGCCAUUGUUUUGUAGAGGUAUGGUGGAGGUGUUGGACCAUGGUAACCUCAGCUCUCUAAAUCACAGCAGUCUGUCUAACUAUGCCUUUCUGUACGGCCUCUUCCCAACUGCCCCCAGUGUGGCUAUAUAUGCUGCCCACUACAGCAUGGAACUCCAGGUGGUGACCGCGGGAAUGGUGAUCAGCACCUUCCUCUCGGCUCCCAUCAUGUACGUGUCCGCCUGGCUCCUGACCAUCUCUGGGAUGGACCCCAAACGCCUGGCAUCUGCGCUGCACAGUACCAGCCUCAACAUCAGCAUCGUCAGUCUCAUCGCACUGGUGUGGUGCGUGAUUGUCGGUGUGAUGAGUAAAAAAUUCCGCAGACUUCCUCAUAUGUUUACACUAAAUUUAUUUGUGGCACAGAUGGGUGUGUGUGUGGGUAUGAUUGCUUGGAACUUUGUGGUGUUUAAAGACAAUUUCGCAGGCCAGGUGUUGACCUUUACUCUGCUGUAUGGCUCCCUCUACAGCACCUACAUUUGGCCAGGCCUGAUGGCGCUGUCGCUGUUCCUGCUGAGCAGGAAUGAGGAGCUGAGCAUUCAGCCUGGUCUGCUGGUGAUUGCUGGUUGGGGGGUGCCAGGGGUCGCGGUGAGCAUCCUGCUCAUGGUGGGAGAGAGGGGGCCACACACCAUCGACUCCGCCUUCUUUUACGGCACCUCACAGAUGGUCUGCACUGUGGCGGUGCUGUGUGGAGGGAUCGCUGUAGUAGGCGUCUCACUCAUGAUGCUCAGCAGAGGCACCCAUGACUAUCAGGCCCUGGGACAGGGAGCACUAUACGGCACCCAGGAAGAUCCGAGGCCUGACCGCACCAUCCUGGCGCAGAGCAGUAUCGAGCAGAUCUCCAUAGAGGACAGCAUCAGCAGAGGAUGUCAGCAGUGUGACUGUAAUGGUGUGUGUGCUCGGACCAUGCCUGAUAUGGCUAUUGGUGACCAUGUGAAGGACACACCAUCUGUACAGAUGGCAGGCCCGUGCGGGAACCUCUGCGACGCCUCUCGCUGUCUGCUGGCGGAGGAAGAGGAGAAGAGGCAGAGCGCGGACAGACAGACAGCCAGACAUGUGGUGCUAUGCCUGCUGCUCGCCGUCGGCCUCCUUGCCAAUCUCUCGAGCUGCCUCUGGUGGCUCUUCAGUAGCAUUCCAGGCACACUCUACUUGGAGCUGCAGUUCUUCUGCGCUGUGGUCAACUUCGGACAGGGUUUCAUAUCCUUUGGCAUUUUUGGCCUAGACAAACAUUUAAUUAUUUUGCCAUUUAAAAAGAGGCUGGCCAAUCUGAGGCAGGCCCAAGGUCAGGAUCCAGCUGGCCCUUCUGAUGUGUCUGGAGAAGUCAGACUGACCUGCAGUCAGUUUCUCAGAUACCAUAAACAAAAGUGUGUCCAGGACAUCGUUCAUAAAAAGAGGUGUGGGGGACAGAGAGUGACAGAAACAUUUCUGGGCAGUGAAAUGGUGCUGUGGCUGCAGACUGUUGGACUGGCAAGCGAUCAGGGGGAGGCGCUGUUGUACGGCUCUCGCCUGCUGGAGGGCGGAGUCAUCCACCACAUCACACAUGACUACAGUUUCCAGGACGACAACCUGCACUACCGCUUUGCAGAAGAAAAUGUGCCAAAUCACUAAAGCCAUGCCUGCAAAAAAACCCAAAACAAAAUAUAAUGGUAGCUCAAGUACCAGUUUUAAGCCAAAAAGCAGAUACAUCAUUACAUUUUUAACAUUUUUAAUGCCUUGAGAGUAGCUUGAAGCGAUAUUAAACAGACAUCCUGGAAGUAAACCUUCUGACCCUUUGGGUACAGGAUCAUAGACAUAGUAAUUCCUGCUCACACUACUCAUAUAAUGUUAGGUUGAGUGGUGUGUCCCCCUUCCCCAUAGUUGAAAUGACGCUUACGCCACUGUGAUGAUAAAGGGAUGAGGAGGUAAACCCCACGUUGCUAGAUGAUUUGUUGCAUGUGGAACUCCAACUAUUGGGAAUGUGGCAGCUUCAACUUAUAACAUGCAGGAGGAUGCAUGCCCAGCAAUGCCAGUAGAAAGGUUUUAGCUGCACGUACUUCCAGUAUGACGUAGGAACUCACUACGCAGGAUAGUCCAGCAUGGAUCUUGAGUCAUUAGUUAUACUGUUGAAUGUAAUGCUGGUAGAUUAACACAGAAACAUAUAUGCACAAAAACCUUAAUUUGCCUUCAUAACCAAGUGUAACUAUUGAUAGUUUUUUAUAUUACCUGCACCAAAAAAAGAUGUCUUCCAUUAAUAAUGUAAUACUGUUUUAUUACUCCAUCAGGUCUGUUUUUGUCUUUGGAACAAAUGAUGAAUCCUUGUGUUCAAAGUGUUUAAAAUAUCUAAAUAGAGAUGGUCUAUACAAAUUCCAUUGGACAGUAACAUUAAAAAUAUACUUGAGGCCUUCCAGAAAGGUUUGUAAAGGAAAGAAUGUACACUCAAAAUAAAAACUGCUCUGUUCCUUA